Castor canadensis (American beaver) is the source of this 909-nucleotide messenger RNA. Lineage: Eukaryota; Metazoa; Chordata; Mammalia; Rodentia; Castoridae. The record is from RefSeq and is a predicted model, not a curated record.
AUGGCCCAGCUGUACUACAAGAAGGUAAAUUACUCACCAUACAGAGACCGCAUCCCCUUGCAAAUCGUGAGGGCUGAGACAGAGCUCUCUGCAGAGGAGAAGGCCUUUCUUAAUGCUGUGGAGAAGGGGGACUAUGCCACUGUGAAGCAGGCCCUUCAGGAGGCUGAGAUCUACUACAAUGUCAACAUCAACUGCAUGGAUCCUCUGGGCCGGAGUGCCCUGCUUAUUGCCAUUGAGAAUGAGAACUUGGAGAUCAUGGAGCUACUGCUGAACCACAGUGUGUAUGUGGGUGAUGCAUUACUCUACGCCAUCCGCAAGGAAGUGGUGGGUGCUGUGGAGCUUCUGCUCAGCUACAGGAAGCCCAGUGGAGAGAAGCAGGUCCCCACUCUGAUGAUGGAUACCCAGUUCUCUGAGUUCACACCAGACAUCACUCCCAUCAUGCUGGCUGCCCAUACCAACAACUAUGAAAUUAUCAAAUUGCUUGUCCAAAAACGGGUCACUAUCCCACGACCCCAUCAGAUCCGCUGCAACUGUGUGGAGUGUGUGUCCAGUUCAGAGGUAGACAGCCUGCGCCAUUCCCGUUCCCGACUGAACAUCUAUAAGGCUCUGGCAAGCCCCUCACUCAUUGCUUUAUCAAGUGAGGACCCCAUCUUAACUGCAUUCCGCCUGGGCUGGGAGCUCAAGGAGCUCAGCAAAGUGGAGAAUGAGUUUAAGGCUGAGUAUGAGGAACUCUCUCAGCAGUGCAAACUCUUUGCCAAAGACCUGCUGGACCAAGCUCGGAGUUCCCGGGAACUGGAGAUCAUCCUCAACCACCGAGAUGACCACAGUGAAGAGCUUGAUCCCCAGAAGUACCAUGACCUGGCCAAGCUGAAGGUAGCAAUCAAAUACCACCAGAAAGAGGUAAGCUGA